CGCUCCUGGGGGCGGUGCGCGGGGCCGCGGCGCUUCCGGCUGCGGGAGGCGGCGCUGAGCAGGACCGAGCAGCGCGGGCGGCGGCCGGGGAGGCGAAUCCAGGACGAUGUCUGGGGAGCUACCACUCAAUAUUAACAUCAAGGAGCCUCGAUGGGAUCAAAGCACUUUUGUUGGCCGAGCCAAUCACUUCUUCACUGUGACGGAUCCCAGGAACAUUCUAUUAACAAAUGAACAACUAGAGAGUGCAAGAAAAAUAGUGCAUGAUUACAGACAAGGAGUCAUUCCUCCAGGCCUCACAGAAAAUGAGUUGUGGAGAGCAAAGUACGUAUAUGAUUCAGCUUUCCAUCCUGACACGGGUGAAAAGAUGAUUUUGAUAGGAAGAAUGUCUGCUCAAGUGCCAAUGAACAUGACUAUCACGGGCUGCAUGAUGACAUUUUAUAGGACCACUCCGGCUGUGCUCUUCUGGCAGUGGAUUAACCAGUCCUUCAAUGCUAUCGUCAACUACACCAACAGAAGCGGAGAUGCUCCCCUUACAGUGAAUGAGUUGGGAACAGCUUAUGUUUCGGCAACAACUGGUGCUGUGGUAACAGCCCUAGGACUUAAUGCAUUAACCAAGCACGUCUCACCACUGAUAGGACGUUUUGUUCCCUUUGCUGCUGUAGCUGCUGCUAAUUGCAUUAAUAUUCCAUUAAUGAGGCAAAGGGAACUCAAAGUCGGCAUUCCUGUCACAGAUGAAAAUGGCGUCCGCUUGGGUGAAUCGACAAAUGCCGCAAAACAAGCCAUCACGCAAGUUGUUGUCUCCAGGAUCCUCAUGGCCGCCCCGGGCAUGGCCAUCCCUCCAUUUAUCAUGAACACUUUGGAAAAGAAGGCCUUUCUGAAGAGGUUCCCGUGGAUGAGCGCACCUAUUCAAGUCACCUUAGUUGGUUUUUGUUUAGUGUUUGCCACUCCCCUGUGCUGUGCUCUGUUUCCUCAGAAAAGUUCCAUGUCCGUGGCAAGCUUGGAGGACGAGUUGCAAGCCAGCAUCCGAAAGAGUCAUCCUGAAUUGUGUCGGGUGUACUUUAACAAGGGCCUGUGAAGCGGAAAAAGAACCGGAGGGCUUCUCCUGCCAGCUCUGAACCUCCCUCAGGUGCAGCAGUGAGGAAAUCCCAUUUGACUGGGGUGCUCCCAGUUACAAAGUCUCUUAAAGAGCUGCAUUAGAGUCAAGCUGUUUCCUGCAUAACACAGCACCCAGUGCAGGCCUGGAACUUGACAGGGAACAUGGGCCUCCCUUACAUUUGAAUCAUGUAAUUUACAAAACUACCCUUCCAUAGAUUUUAAUGAAACUUUUUCAAAGGCAACAUUCCAGCCCUCACCUGGGGCUUUUGAAAUCACUGGUAGGCACAGACUAGGUGCCUUGGACAUAUGCUCAGUAAACAUUUAUUGAUUAACAAUCAGUGAAAAGCGUAUCUGUUCAAAUACUGGAUUUCAUUCUUCUGUUCCAAUCAAAGAGGUCUCAGCAGUGAACUAGGAAAACACAAAAGUUGUAAGGCUAAAUAUAAAAGUUUAAAUACUAAGGAAACUUUGCUUCCAGUUUGGCAAUGAACCAGCCCAAAGUAGAUGGAGAGUGAAGGUUUGGAGUGUUUAGGGCAAAUACUCCAUGCACCUUCUAGAAGUCAGCAGCCACAGACCAGAGCAUGAAGCCUUCCCUGCAGUUCACAGUUAACAUGGGUUCAUAUUGCUGAAUUCUCUUGGUUGACUUUGUAGCUAGUGACUUGACACUCACUAAUUUACAUCAAAUAAUUAAGUAACUUAAAUAUACAAAUGCCAGGUUUUAGGAGUGCUGUAUGACUGGGGUGAGUGGUUUGUUGAGUUUUGUUUUUUUGUUUUGUUUUGUUUUUUUGUUUUUUUUGAAGUGAGACCACAGUUCCUGGUCAGAAAGAUACAGAAAUAGUAUGUGAAGGUGCCAGUACAGGUGAGCUUUGCUUGAGUGCUGUGCUGGAUCCUACCCUGUCUGAAGACUAUGAGACCCAGUGGCACUGUCGCAUCUGUAGGGAUUUCACUCAGUGUAACACAGGUCAUGUUUAAAGUCUGUAGAUGUUCUCUUUCGUAGACAAGACAGUUUCACUGAGCAUAAAGCAUUGUAAUUCUUAGAUUUGUGAGUGGAAAAAAAAAGAAACUAUCUAGUUUUGAUAGACCUUUUUCCCUAACAGUGUGUCCAGACUGAAUUUCCUCAUAAAGGAAAAUAGUGUGUGUGCCUUGUGUCUGCAUUUCUCUUUUGUUUGAAAGGGUUAAGGGAUCUGAAGCUCUCGGCCUUCCCUCAUUAACAAGAAUCUUCUCCUGUAGAUUGGCUGCCAGGCUGCUUGAAGUACAUGGCUUCCCCUGUGUUGGGAACUAUUAAUAUAAGCACAGCCAUCAUGUACACUGAGCUGUGGCAGGCUUGCUUAUUUACUCUGGGCUUUAUCCAUCAGUGCUUCUUGUUAAACGGUGAUAAAAGCCUGAAGUCCAAGGCAGAUCUCCAUGAAGUGCUUAAAGGGCAUUUUAAUAUGAAGCUAAAGUCCUUGAGGCCUGACCCACUACCCAGGUGAUCUCAGAAUCCUCACCCAGUUAAUGUGUGACUCUAAGAAUGUUAACUUUCUCUGAUAACUUAGUGACUAGUUGGGAGAUAGGAAACUCACCAAAAUGUCACACGCUGGGAAGACAGGCCAAAGUGUAUUUCUAAAGGGUACAAUGGAUGUGAAGCUGUGUGCUUUCAGAUGUGCUUACAGAAGCUUGAGACUCGUAAUGCUUUUGUAUAGGAAUAUUCACUGUAUGGUUUAAUCAUGACUUUAAAAAAAGAACAAAUGAACUAAAAUUGGCAAUCUUUGCUCAUCAUUUAAGAAUACCUUUUCUGGAGAAAAAUCAUAUUCAGUGCAAUAAGGUGUAAGAGUGAAUAGAUACUAGUAUUUCUAUUAACAUGAUAGCUAUGAUUGUAUUUGCUGACUGGCAGUUAUCAGUAUUAGCACACGGUGUCUUGCCACUGUCAGAGUCAAUGUAUUAUUUCAGUUCAACUGGAUGAAAUGUUAAAUAAAUGCAGAAUGAAAAUAAAUUCUCUCUUUAAUUUGUA
This is a messenger RNA of Nannospalax galili (Upper Galilee mountains blind mole rat), 3082 nucleotides long. It is a transcript of the gene Sfxn1, whose product is annotated as sideroflexin 1. Gene Ontology annotation, molecular function: monoatomic ion transmembrane transporter activity. The record is from RefSeq and is a predicted model, not a curated record. Gene Ontology annotation, biological process: monoatomic ion transport; serine import into mitochondrion. Gene Ontology annotation, cellular component: mitochondrial inner membrane. Bases 107 to 1075 code for a protein of 322 amino acids. NCBI's taxonomy places the organism in Eukaryota, Metazoa, Chordata, Mammalia, Rodentia, Spalacidae. The transcript has 11 exons.